Thyridium curvatum is the source of this 1416-nucleotide messenger RNA. RefSeq lists its product as uncharacterized. Bases 1 to 1416 code for a protein of 471 amino acids. NCBI's taxonomy places the organism in Eukaryota, Fungi, Ascomycota, Sordariomycetes, Thyridiales, Thyridiaceae. The transcript has a single exon. Gene Ontology annotation, molecular function: oxidoreductase activity. The record is from RefSeq and is a predicted model, not a curated record.
AUGGUCUCCGUUCCAUUCGCUGGUACCGAGCUUGGACCUGUUGAUGUGGCCAUCAUUGGGGGCGGCUUCAGUGGCCUCGCCGCCGCCAAGGACCUUGUGGCUGCGGGAAAAUCCGUCAUUGUUCUCGAAGCACGCGAUAGGGUUGGUGGAAAGGUUUAUGACAAGGAGGUGAAGAACAAGGAUGGCGGCAAAGUCGAGCUUGGGGCUGAGUUUGUCUGCAACAAUCAUACCCGACUCCUUGCCUUGGCAAAGGAGCUGGGCGUGAAGACCUUCCGCACAUAUGCCGACGGGAAGAUGGUUCUCUGCACAAAAGAAGACCGUCUCCUCUAUGAUCCGAUUGAAUCACAGGGACUACCUCCACUUCCGGAAGAAGAUCUCAUCACGCUUGGAACGGUGUCUGCUCAGCUCAACGAGUUCGCUGCUGAGCUCGAUGUAUGGAAGCCAUGGGCGCACUGCAACGCAAAGGCAUGGGAUAGCCUGACCAUGUCCACGUGGCUGGAUGGUUUCACCAAGAAUGGAAUUGCACGGGAGGUCCUUGACUUGACACUGCGGGCAGUUUUAUCCGCCGAGCCAGAAGACAUCUCCUUCUUGAGUGUCCUGGUCUACAUUGCUCGUACUGGCAGCGAGGGAGUUCCAGGCCGUAUCGAGAUGUUGACCAAUGUGAAGGAUGGAUCGCUAGAGGAUCGGAUCGAGGGGGGACCACAAAGUAUUGCGAUCAAGCUAUCAGAGCGGCUCGGCAGCGAAAAGGUCCGACUGCGGUCUCCUGUUCGACAGGUUUUACGCAACGAGCUGGGGUACUCGGUAGUGGGCGAUACUUUCAAGGUGCAAGCAAAGAAGGUCGUCAUUGCCAUAGCUCCAGCCCUAGCGGGCCGCUUGGUGUAUAGUCCUCCUCUUCCAGCAAUCCGCGACCAGCUUUGCCAACGAGUUCCCAUGGGCUCUUUGGGCAAGGUAUUCGCCAUUUACGACACCCCAUUCUGGCGUCACGAUGGCCUCAGUGGUGAGGUAGCCAGUGUUGAAGGAGUUACACAGUCAACAUUUGAUAGUUCACCUCCCGAUUCAAGCUUCGGAGCCCUGAUGGGAUUCUUGGAAGCCAAUGAGAUGCGCAGACUCGAUGGAGCUCCGGAGCAGGAGAUAUUUGACGCCGUCAAGAAGGACUUUAUCAGAUACUUUGGACCCAAGGCAGCAAACGUCCAGUCGUGGAUGCUUCAGCGAUGGGAUAACGAAGAAUAUUCAAGGGGGGGUCACACUGGCCUCUUCCCACCAAAUGUAUGGACUCAGUUUGGCCCUGCUCUGACACAGCCUAUUGACGGGAUCUACUUUGCGGGUACUGAGGCAUCACCAUACUGGGCGGGGUUUAUGGAAGGCGCUAUCAUGGCGGGUGAAGCUGCAGCUAAGAGUAUUAUGGAUGCUAAAUGA